Trichechus manatus latirostris (Florida manatee) is the source of this 7138-nucleotide messenger RNA. RefSeq names its product angiomotin like 1 (gene AMOTL1). Bases 308 to 2917 code for a protein of 869 amino acids. The transcript has 13 exons. Gene Ontology annotation, biological process: establishment of cell polarity involved in ameboidal cell migration; hippo signaling; regulation of cell migration. The record is from RefSeq and is a predicted model, not a curated record. Gene Ontology annotation, cellular component: bicellular tight junction; cytoplasmic vesicle; plasma membrane. NCBI's taxonomy places the organism in Eukaryota, Metazoa, Chordata, Mammalia, Sirenia, Trichechidae.
AUGGUUGCGAUUCUAUUUUUUGUUUUCUGCUUUUCUUCUUCCUCCAGACAGUGAGUUUGUGGAAGCCACUCCCGCGUCCUACAGUCCAGAGGAGUUAGGUCCCCCUCCUGUUUGUUAUAGUUCCAGUAGUCCUGUCCAGAUUCUAGAAGACCCCAACUACUUUUUCCCAGACUUUCAGCUGUAUUCUGGGAGGCAUGAAGCAUCUGCGUUGACUGCAGAGGCAAACAGUGGCAUCAAGGAAAAAGGCAUUGAGGAUCCUCUUUGUAAAUUCCACUCCCCAAACUUCCCAAGGAUCUCAGAGGUGGAAAUGAGAGGUUCCGAGGAUGCAGCAGCUGGAACAGUAUUACAGCGGCUGAUCCAGGAACAACUGCGGUAUGGCACCCCGACCGAGAACAUGAACUUGCUGGCCAUUCAGCACCAGGCCACAGGGAGUGCAGGACCAGCCUACCCUACAAACAACUUUUCUUCCACGGAAAACCUCACUCAAGAAGACCCACAAAUGGUCUACCAGUCGGCACGCCAGGAACCGCAGGGUCAGGAACACCAGGUGGACAAUACGGUGAUGGAGAAACAGGUCCGGUCCACGCAGCCUCAGCAGAACAAUGAGGAACUGCCCACUUACGAGGAAGCUAAAGCCCAGUCACAGUUCUUUAGGGGGCAGCAGCAGCAACAACAGCAAGGGGCUGUGGGCCAUGGCUACUACAUGGCGGGGGGCACCAGUCAGAAGUCUCGGACUGAAGGGAGGCCCACCGUGAACCGUGCCAAUAGCGGACAGGCGCAUAAAGAUGAGGCCCUGAAAGAACUCAAGCAGGGCCAUGUCCGCUCUCUCAGUGAGAGAAUCAUGCAGCUGUCUCUGGAGAGGAAUGGUGCUAAGCAACACCUCCCUGGCUCAGGGAAUGGAAAGGGGUUCAAGGCAGGAGGGGGACCCUCCCCAGCCCCACCUGCAGGUAAGGUGCUGGACCCUCGAGGUCCUCCACCCGAGUACCCCUUCAAGACCAAGCAAAUGAUGUCCCCAGUCAGCAAGACCCAGGAGCAUGGACUUUUCUAUAGUGACCAGCACCCUGGGAUGCUCCAUGAGAUGGUCAAGCCUUACCCUCCUCCUCAGCCUGCAAGAACAGAAGUGGCUGUUCUGAGGUACCAGCCACCUCCAGAGUAUGGGGUAACGAGCCGCCCAUGCCAACUUCCUUUCCCGUCAACAGUGCAGCAGCACAGCCCAAUGUCCUCCCAGACCCCCUCCGUCAGUGGGCCGCUGCACUCUGUCUCCUUACCGCUUCCCCUUCCGAUGACUCUGGCAGCCCCACAGCCGCCGCCUGCUGCAUCCCCCAGCCAGCAGCUUGGCCCAGAUGCAUUUGUGAUUGUGGAACGAGCCCAGCAAAUGGUGGAGAUACUAACAGAGGAGAACCGGGUGCUUCACCAGGAACUUCAGGGAUACUAUGACAAUGCUGACAAGCUCCACAAGUUUGAAAAAGAACUUCAGAGAAUUUCAGAAGCCUAUGAGAAUCUGGUCAAAUCUACAAGCAAGCGAGAGUCGCUGGACAAGGCUAUGAGAAACAAAUUGGAAGGCGAGAUUAGAAGACUUCACGACUUCAACAGAGACCUCCGAGAUCGACUGGAGACCGCCAACAGGCAGCUGUCCAGCAGGGAGUACAACGGGCAUGAAGACAAAGCUGCAGAGGGGCACUAUGCUUCCCAGAACAAAGAAUUCUUGAAGGAGAAGGAGAAGCUAGAAAUGGAGUUGGCAGCAGUGCGGACUGCGAGUGAGGACCAGCGGAGGCACAUUGAGAUCCUCGACCAGGCUCUGAGCAAUGCCCAGGCCAAGGUCAUCAAACUGGAAGAAGAGUUACGAGAGAAGCAAGUAUAUGUCGAGAAAGUUGAGAAGCUGCAGCAGGCCCUGACCCAGCUACAGUCCGCAUGUGAGAAGCGAGAGCAAAUGGAGCGGAGACUGCGUACCUGGCUGGAGAGAGAGCUGGAUGCACUGAGAACCCAGCAGAAACAUGGAAAUGGCCAACCAGCCAGCAUGCCGGAAUACAAUGCCCCGGCCCUCCUGGAACUGGUGAGGGAGAAGGAGGAGCGGAUUCUGGCCCUGGAGGCCGACAUGACCAAGUGGGAGCAGAAGUAUCUGGAGGAGAGCACCAUUCGACACUUUGCCAUGAAUGCCGCAGCCACUGCUGCAGCCGAGAGGGACACAACGAUCAUCAACCAUUCGCGGAACGGCAGCUACGGCGAGAGCUCGCUAGAGGCCCGCAUCUGGCAGGAAGAAGAGGAGGUGGUACAGGCCAACAGGCGGUGUCAGGACAUGGAGUACACUAUUAAAAAUCUCCAUGCCAAAAUCAUAGAGAAGGAUGCCAUGAUUAAGGUCCUUCAGCAGCGAUCCCGUAAAGAUGCUGGGAAGACAGAUUCCUCGAGCCUGCGGCCUGCCCGCUCGGUCCCGUCCAUUGCCGCAGCCACUGGCACGCACUCCCGCCAGACCUCUCUUACCAGCAGCCAGCUGGUCGAAGAGAAGAAGGAAGAGAAGACCUGGAAGGGAAGCAUAGGAUUGCUGCUGGGGAAGGAGCACCAUGAACAUGCUUCGGCUACCAUGCUUCCAACCCCACCCCCCUCAGCACUGUCUCCUACAGCUUCCACCACGUCAACCAGCAGUGCCCACGCUAAGACAGGCAGCAAGGACAGCAGCACCCAGACCGACAAGAGCGCUGAACUCUUCUGGCCCAACAUGGCCUCCCUUUCCACCCGCAGCAGGCUGGGCGUGACCCCCUCCAACAGCCCCAUCCUGAAACACCCAGCGGCCAAGGGGACUGGAGAGAAGUCAGAGAACUCUCCUGGCCAUGGAAAGGCACCUGACCACAAAGGCCGUGUCAGCAGCUUGCUCCACAAGCCCGAGUUCCCUGAUGGAGAGAUGAUGGAAGUCCUCAUCUAACUCUUUCCUCCCUGUUGAAUGUCAUACCCAACAUUGACAAACAAGGAAGGUGGCAAAGAGAGAGAAGGAAGGUCACGAAGGUUCUGGGUGGGAAAUCAGGAAUGAUUUGAACAGAUAAAGAGUUCAGAUUAGAAGAACACUUCUUAUAUAUAUAAAAUAAAACUUUUAAAAAACACACACACACACAAAAAAACAGGAGACCUCCAUGACUGAAGGUAGAGAACAUGCUAUGGAUUUUUCUCGCACAUGGUGGAAGAGAGAAGAUGCUUGUAGGUUUGGAAACAAAGAUAAGAAGAAAUAGGAAAUGGAAUUUUUCAUUGUACAGAAAAUGUAUCUCUUGUGGGGGUGUCUGUGUAUACCCAUUCUCUGGUUAUAAACGCAUAAACCUGAGCAUGGAUCUUCCUUGGAAUACCCCCAUUCUCCUUGCAUCUUAGCAUGUUUUCUUUAAGAAGAACCUUCUAAAAAUCUCGCCAGUGUUGGCAAAAUGCGAUAUCACCUGGGCCAUCCAUCAGGUGUCCAGGAGAGUGUGUGUGUGUGUGACAGUGAGAAGUGUCUGCAGGUGAUGAGGAUUUUAAAAGGUGGUCUUCACCUAAUUAUAUGUUUGGCUUAGGUUUUCAGGAGAUGAUUGGGCUUCUUAGCUUUUCUGGAUUCAGCAGUAUUUUUUAAGCAGGGCAGGAGCAUUAGGAUCUCCGCUCAUCCUCCCUGACUUCUGUAAUCCAACUCUGUUUCUGCUUCACUCUCUUUAAUUUUCUGUUUUUUCCUUCACUUUUUUUCUUUUUAAUAAGUCGUGGCAGAGUUCUUUAGGCAUGGGAUUUAUUAGCGCAUUGUCUGAAGUGUCCUCAUUCCUGCUGUGUUUAAUAGUGGCUGGUAGGAUAGAGCCAUAUGCUGGCUUCAUGGCUGCUUCUUCCACCUUCAUGUACUUGGGGUGCAGCCGUUAACCUCAGUCUGACUGUGGACUAGGUGGGCUUUGAGGAGGUAGAAGGCUCCAUGGAUCACUGUGACAUCUUACAUUAAGAUCAUGGCACUCGCUUUUUGCUCUCUCACAUCAGCUCUCCUGCGAGCAGUUUGAUCACUUCCACCGCUUUACUCUGUUGGGGUAAGUCUUCAAGGUAUGCGCUCCAGGAAAUGAUGACAGUUCACACGCAGUUGCCUUGGCAGCAUCCAGAGUCUCACGGGUCACCCUCGGAACACACUCUGGUGUUUGUAGCUCUCGAGUAGAUUCUCUUCUCCCCCUCCCCCUGCACUCCUGGUUGCUGUUGAUGAACGGCUGAUUUCUGUCAGGACUGGUGUGUUAACAACAUAUCACUUAUCCUCUGCUCUGAACUUUCUUUGUAACCUAACAGACUGGUAUAUAUACAGCGUGGUCAGGUUUUAGAUGAUUCCAGUUUUGGAGCAACUUGUCCAAAGUACGACAGAACUACCAGGGCAAAGAGUCAGGCAUGAGUUAGAUGGUGGUCUCCUGGCCCUUUGCUGUGGGCUUCACAUAUGACUUUUGGACAGUGGCUUCCUUUACAAAUCCAGGAGGUACUGGAUCAGAAAGGGAGAAGCUCAUCAGGCCAUUAUGCACUUUUGCAGGGUCCUGGAGAUCUUUCUGCCUCCAGGUGAGGUGGAUUCCUGUUUUCCCAGGCCCCUUUCUUCAUGCUUACUUAAGAGAAAAAAAAGGCCCUGAGACUUUUUCAAGUCCCAACCUAAAUGAAACUCUGAAGCAGGAACAUUAUUGGGAAUUUUUGCUCGGGUAGCUUGUUUUAGGGCUAAUCUUUGGAGUGUAACCUGGGUGAAGUUAUACAAAAAACCCAAAAACCAAACCCAUUGCCAUCGAGCCAUUUCCAACUCAUAGCAACCCUAUAGGACAAGGUAGAACUGCCCCAUUGAGUUUCCAAGGAGUGCCUGGUAGAUUCGAACUACUGACCUUUUGGUUAGCAGCCAUAGCACUUAACCACUACACCACCAGGGUGAAGUUAUAGCCUUCCCAAAAUUGAGGUGGCAGAAGGAUGAUGAGAGUUGUAGACUGAAGCGUAGGAAGGAGGAUAUCAAUGGCUUUGGUUCAGGGGCCUCCUGAGCCAUCUGCUGUGAGAGAGUAAGACUCUUCCCAAGCACAUGCUCUGCGGCAGGUACCGAGCUUGGUGCUUCAUGCAUGUUGCCUCCUUGAGUCUCACAUUGAGCGUCAAAGUAAAUGUCAUGCAGAGCUCCAAGAGGCUGAGCAGCUCACCCAACACCUGGUAGUGUGAGAGGCGAGCACAGUGGGAGAAAGGGUUGACUGUGGAUGCAGGAGGGGCUGGAGCAGAGGAAUACCAUCCCAGUCUCUGCUCUCCAUCACUUUUCAUGGGUGACAAGAUUCAGUGGAUGGCAACUAACUCUUGAGGACGUUUUGACAUCUGCUUAAUGUUGGGGAUGGGCAGAGACAGAUUACCAAAUAAGCAAGGUACACACGGGCUUACUUGUGCUUACUUACUAAUCUAUAAAUCAGCUCUGCCAGCCCACCCAGCCCAAACCUGGGCUGUCUACCCUAGAAAUGGGUGAGAGGAGAGCUGCAGCCCAGUUUCUCCCAGGGCCUGCCUCUGCUGCAGUGCGCUCACUGGUGCACUAAGUCGCAAGGCUGGCUCGCUCUCCCACAGCCCUGACGUGCCGGGAUGUAAAUGGAGACACAACCACAUUUCUUGUCACCGUGGUCUGUCUUUUCUCCCCCUAACCUGGUGAGACUCUUCCUUGAGAAAAGGGAUCUUAACUUCAGAAUGUCUUCUGUUUGGGGAGAUUAUCUGCCAGCCCAAGGCCCUCAACCCUUUAAUCAUCACAGCUUUCUUGAGCCUUGCUUACAUGUAGGAAAAAGAGAUUGUGUGGACUGACCACCCACUCUGAGCUCUGGACAAUUUAUAAUAUAGUAUCUCAUUUGAUUUUCAGAAAAAUAGUAAGAACUGUAUUUUUUUAGUGCUUACUGUAUGCAAGCACUGUAGUAAAUACCUUUUAAUUAAUCCUUCAAACCAUCUUGAGGGAAGAGAGUUUCUUUUCCUUGUUUCACAGAUGAGGAAACGGGUGCUUAGGGAGGUUAAGUCGCUUCCCAAGACCUCACAGCCAGGAGCUAGGAGUUGAACCAAGGAUUUGGGAGAGGAGCUGUGCCUUAACCACAAGGCUGCACUGCUUCUAACAAGGGGAUAAUAACCGUCCUGCAGCACCUGUCUCCGUCCUGUUGUGUACACGUGCGUACACAUGCACGCAAACGUGCACAUGCUAUCACUUCUCAGGCUAACAAGUAGAGGAUAAAGCCCAGAACGCAUAGAAUUGCCCAUAAACAUCAGGGGCAGAUGGAAAGCUUUGUGUUCUGUUAUAAGCAGGGCUACAAAAGACAUCUAAAAAAAUACUUCCACAUUGUUUAGAGAUCUGGACUUCUUCAAAACUUCCCAGGGGUGUGUGAUUAUGGAACUUGAAGAUCCUGUGUUAGGGUGAAGGGUAAAGGCUUUGGCUUUGUGUGAAGAUUUGCCAAAGUAAUUCUGCUUCAUCCUUGAAUGUGUUGUCUGGAUGUUUCUGCCUCUGCCAGAAGUAUUAUAUGGAAUAUGAGAUGUUGGAUGCAAGCCUCUGAUCCUAGAUCUUUUAGCUAAACAGAUGGUCUUGUAUGUAAGAACUUUUACUGUCUGCAGGUCCAUAAAGCUAAACUGCCAGGAAACGCAUAUUAUUUUCCAAAACUUGCAGAGAGCAGAACUUUAGCAUAUUCUCUUCUCAGCUGUUCUGUUUCCCAGAGCUUGGUAGUCAAUGAGAAUGUUGAGUUGAGCGUGUUCUAACCAGGCAUGCAGGGCAGGGCUGCGUGUCCCUCCCAGUCUUAGGUUGGGAGGGCAGGGGGUGGUGGAGCACUGCGUGUUAAGUUCUCCAGGGAUUGCUCUGUGAAGCUCAUAAAUGAAUUUGAACUACACAGGGCUCAACUUUGACUAGAUAUGGAGGCAUUUGCUCCAAAUGGCUUCUGAACUUGAAGCAGACAAUUCAGUGGUUCUCUGGGAGACACUCUCAGAAUGUCCCCUGCACAGAAUUCCUGUUUAUUCUCACCUGAUUUGCCCUCAGCCACCUGUAUCCUCAUGACACUGUAGCUGAGGCACGUUUAUGCUGACUCCUGAUGGAGUUACUUGUUCUCCCUACCCAGGGCUGCCUUCUGAGUUCCAGAGACAGAUGUGAGCCCAGAUGUCUGGUGAGGUGGGGGUUCCAGGAGGGAGUGAAGAGUAGACUGGGGGUUUAAAA